UUACGCUUGGAAGGGAGACGAAGGGGGAGCUUUCUUCAGAUCAAAGGCUGGUGUGGCGCUGUUGCCGUAGGAUGUGCAGAGUGCAGCCUGCUGCUUUCUUUACGGACGCUUCUUGUAUCGUCUGGAUAUCGCUGAUUUCUGGAUUAUAAAUACAUUUGAUGGUUUUCAAUCCCAACUCAAUGCAGAGAAAUGGGUAAACUUCACUCGAAACAUGCUGCGAUUUGUAAACCGAGGGAAAGUCCGGAGGGCGACAGUUUUGUAGUUAAUGCCUGUUUGGCAAGGAAAGGAAUUGACGAUUGGCUCGUGAAACAGAAAUACUAUUGCACGGGUUCGCGGCUUGAGCAACAGGACUGUCACCACACGAAUAAGUGCGGCUUGUCUACUAGGGAUGUGUUGGACAAGGCGUGUGCAGAGGGGAUCAGUGAUGAACAUUACCGUUUAGAAGUGGCUCUGCCCCCGGAGAAGACGGUGGACAGUUGCUGUGUGGAGGAGAAGAUGCAGGGGAGAGCGAGCCAGGCGCCCACAGGCACACAGAAACAGCUCCAGUUUGAAGAGCUUGAGUGUGCCGUCUCUGUAGAGGAAGACAACAGACAGGAGUGGACAUUCACGCUGUAUGAUUUUGACAACAAUGGCAAGGUCACCAGAGAGGACAUCACCAGCCUGCUCCACACCAUCUAUGAGGUGGUGGACACGUCGGUCAACCAUUCCCCCAGCAGCAGCAAGACACUGCGGGUCAAGCUCUCCGUGGCCCCCGACUCCAGCCAGCGCUGGCAGAGCUGCACACAGGGCACCGCAGACAUGCCCCACCCCAGAACGAAGACUGACAAGUGCAUUGAAGACCUUAAAAGUGCAGAGAAGAAGUCUCGAGCCCUCCUCAGGCGCCAUCACAGUGACCACCACACUAUCCAGCACCAGGUUCUGAUCCAGCAGGGUCAGAGUCAGGGCUGCCAGCGCCACUGUGUGGAUGAGAACCUGGAGCGCAGGAACCACUACCUAGACCUGGCCGGCAUCGAGAAUUACACAUCCCGCUUUGGAGCAGCCCCCACCACAGAGCCUGUGAAAGCAGAGCCACAGACCCGACCAUCGAACCAGACCAGGUCUCGCUCUCAUGAACCAGAGAAUGGCCACACCUACUCCCACCACCGUCGCUCACAGGUGGCCAUGGAGAGCAGUGCCGCCCCAGGCCCUGACACCCUUUGUCCCCCACGACCGAGUAAAGACUCAGGUAAACAUGCCCUGCGCUCCCCCAAGACCCACAGCCGGACACACCCCACACAGACCACCACGGGCAGGGUGAUGAGGAGCAGAGGGGCCCCACCUCCCCCGGCCCUACCCAGCCAGGCCCCCCCUCACCAGUCCUCAGCCCCCUACCGCAGGCACAAGCAGAGGGCCAAGGAGGGCCAGCAGCAGUCCCGGGCCCUGGGGGCUCCAGUGGGGCCUGUGGUGGAGAAGGAGCAGGUGAGGGUCCUACCCAGUGUGCUUCUCUAUGAAGGAGGGCUGGCCCAGAUGGUUCAGAGGCACGAGCAUCAUCACCACCAUGAACACCACCACCACUACCACCACUUCUACCAGUCCUGAGCCAGCCAGCCAGCUCCCUGCCCUGCUGCCCCUGGCCCCUGAGCACCUUCUCACAGUCCCACCUCAACCUGGCUUCACUGCCAGCCCAGUAGACUCUACAGAUAGACAGGCCCCUCCCACACAGCACAGCAGCAGCACAGCUAGAAGUGUGUCACUGUCAGGGGGAGUUGGGUCUUAAAUGGCCCUGUGGGCUAAGAGGACAGGACAUCAAGAGGAGUUGGACAGACAGGGAGAGGUGCAGGGUGAAGAGGGUUAUUAUGGGGUUGUCCAGGCAUGAAGAGUCCCUGUGAGUCAGCGGGACAGUGUCUUGGUCUUCAGGUGUGCCAGGAACCAGGAGCAGGACACGGCAGAGGGAUGUAACAGGGGAACCUGAGAGGAACAAAAGGAGAAAAGAGACUUGGCUGUAGUCCUCCAGAGGACUCCUCUCAUCCCUCCCUGUCUGUCUGGUUCUCUGAAACCCUCUACUCUGAUGGACUAGGUGACUUUACGAAGCCAUACUGGCACUGCCAUCCUCACAGACCUCUACGUUUUGGGGAAGGGUUUCGGAGGUGAAGGGCUGGUUUGGAUGGAAAGACUGAUGUAAAAAGAUAAAAUAUAUGAUGCUCAGUGUCCAGUGAGUUUGUGUUCGAGAGAGAGACUGCGUGUGUGUGUGUGUGUGCGAAAGAAAAAAAUGUACACACAUUUGUGUGUAUGAAUAUACAGUGUGUGUGUGUGUGCGAAAGAAAAAAAUGUACACACAUUUGUGUGUAUGAAUAUUCAGUGUGUGUGUGUGAGCAUGUGUGCAUUGGUUCAUAUGAAUAUUUGUGUGUAUAGUGUCUGUGUGCAUGUAUUACCUGUCUGCUGUGACACCCCUGUCGCCACUGAAAACCACUUGAAAAGCACUUGUGGGUGCAGUUGCAUUGGAGACACUUUGGGCUGUCAGAACAGAGGGCUGACAGGCAUCGGCUGGAUAUGAUGAAGACAAGAUCAUCCAGCUCCUGAAUCUCACAUGCAAUACAGGACCCUCCCUGAGAGAACGAUGUUGAAAUGUUCAGUGAGAAUAGAAGACUGUAAUCAGCUGCUACCUCUAGUGUUAUUAAUGGUGUUAUUAAUCAGAUGCUAUUUUUCAGUGACAUUUUGUUGUAUUUUUUAAAGAUGAUACAAUCUGCAGUAAUGUAGUGUUGAAACGCUCCUACAUGUUUUACCUACAUAUUGUAUGGACAUAUAUUAUCAACAUUAUACGAUUUAUUUAUAAUGUGACGUUUGUAUCAACAAUCUACAUUUAUUUCUCACUCAACCCCAUUUUCCCGACGUACCCUGUUGAAUGACCACUAUAUAUACAAUUUAGACCAUCAAAGAUACAACUCUGACUCCCCCUAAUAUCACCACCUAAUAUCACCACACACAGUUCUUUCAUACAAAUGGUCAGUGUACACCUUCUCAAGUACAUCUCUGCCUUCUGAACAGUGUCUGUCUAAUCGUUGUGGUUAGCAGUUCACAGUAAGGCUCUUUCUCAUUAGCUGAAUCAUAAGUAUGUGGUGGUUGACAAUCCACAGCAGUCCCAUGAUCCUCCAGGUCUGAUCAUAACACAUGACCCUAACCGCUGUCCCCUCAUGAGGCAUCCCCCUGUCCCCAGCUAUCAGCACCUGUUUCACCAGGCCGCCCUCACGCCAUGUGUCCCCAGCACUCAGGCAACAAGGCUCUGUUUAUGAUGCUGGCUGGGUGGGCUGGGCUGGGCCAGGGUGGAGGCUCUCAGCUGUCUGUCUCAUUCCUCUGGUGCUAGGUGACACCAGGCCCUGCAUGCAGGCUCCACCAGGACCAUAACUCACCCUGCUGAAGGCCUGCUGUUGGGACCGGCAGCUCAAACCAUACAGGACCUCUCAGAUCCUCUCCCACCCUAGGUGAACCAUCAGAGCCCUACACCACUGUUUAGGACAGGUCACUACGGUAUGCCUGCAUCUAGUCCAGGAGCUCCUGACUGAGUAUCAUCUGGUCAGGGUAAAGAGGAAAAUACUGUAAUCAGCAAUGUUCCCUCUAUUUUUUUUUGUUACUGAGCAAAUUUCAGGUCUGCUGAGCACAAACUUGAACGUUGUGAAAAUUCUAAGCGUGUUUAAUGUGAACACUGAGGCAUCGUUAUUCACAUACCAUUAUUACAGGGAAUCAGGCAAAAUAUGCUACCCUCUGCCUAUUGGCUACACUGCUCCUUUAAGACAAAUAAGCAAUUUACCUGACUUUUCAAAUAUGUCUAGAAAUGCACACGUUUUGUGCCCUUGUAGGAAGCAAUCACUCCCCCAUUACUGACUACAAAUGAUCUAUAACUGGGCUAAUAACUGACUAACUAGCGAAGGAUAUGAACACGUAUACGCGUUGCUACAUGUAGCUAAUAUUGCCUUGAUUCGAUCACAAUUCUCACAGUAAACAGAAACGUUAACUAAUGGGGAAAACUCUAGAAAGUUUGCUUCUCUGUGUGGGCAGAUAUUUCUUCUGCAUGGCAGUCCUGGGGGAGCUGUACGCCCGCUCUCUCGCACAUCUUAGAGGGAACAUUGGUAGUCAGUAUGAGCUAAUAGACCUCGCUACUGGCUAUGCGUUGUGAGCAGGUGUGAAGAGUUCAUGAAUUCCCCUACAGGUGUGUUGAACCUCACACCAGGUGUGUAGACAUCAAAGCCAACUUUCCACUCUGGGUCAUGUCUAGGUUUAGAGCUUUUACUACGUUUCUGUUAGUGUGUGUUUUGGGUCAGUUGAGGGAAUCUGGUGCAUUCCAGGCUUGUCCUGAGCUCCAGUGCUUCCUUCUCUCACAUAGCUGCAGGCUGUCCAUUAGCAGAGGCACCAGUCAAGCUGGCCUCACCACGGGACACAGUCACCCACCUCAGCCACCCCCAAGGGGAACGCAGCUGCACCCCAUUCCUCAGCCCCGCUCUGCGAUCUGCUUGGCGCUGGCAUCUGCCUGGCCUAGCAUGGCAGCACCCCAUCUGACAGGGCCCAUCUCAACACUAUAACUCAUGUUGUAGUCUUCACCCCACACCACAGCUAAAGUUCUCAUCCUCAGUUAAACUCCUUCCCCCCAACACCACAGACACUAGACGAAUGGUGCCAUGUGCCCCUAGAGUACUGUGGUAUUAGUGGGGCAGCCGCUGGAACAGAUAUCUCUAUGGUGUGUCUGAAAUGGAGCCCUAUUCCCUAUAUAAUGUACAACUUUUGACCAGGGCGCAGGGUCUGGUCAAAAGUAGUGCACUGUGCCUCUUUAAAGGGACACUCCAGCUUCACCGGCAUCUAAAGUUCUGCUCCAGAAUGCUCUACUGUAUCUUCAUCUGUAAAUGUAUUCCGUUUUGGUAUUUACAGACAAGACUGAAUGAAAUGUUCUCAUUGUAUUCCACCACUAAGUUAUGUUUUGUCAAAUUAAUGUAUCGACAUGUUAAACUAAUGUAAAUAGUAUAUGGACUGCAGAAAGGUUAUACCAGUAUCGUGUAGAAGGAAUAAACGUAUUUAUAAUAAUUGAAUGACUGAGCGAAUAUACAGUAUUUCUGCCAAGCUAUCACACUUGCCUGCUAUUUUGUCACUUCUCUACAGAGUCUGCUGUGCCAAUCAGUGCUAUCAGGGAAGGAUAGUUGUCUCUUUUUCUCUCACUUUCUUCACUUCUUCUUGGUGAUUGUUGUAAAUGAAACAUGUCUAACACUUGCUGUUCCUCAAUAGCAGACCAGACCCUUUCUCUCUUUUCCCUAAUGCCUUUUUCAUGACUUUGUUUAGUUUAUAUAGACGGUUUUUGAUGAAUUGCUUUAUUUAUUUGAUAGCAGAACUGUGCCAAGGGAGAAACCCUUUCAUUAAAGUAUGAACCUGUUCCCU
Molecule: messenger RNA, 5397 nt
Organism: Oncorhynchus tshawytscha (Chinook salmon)
Lineage: Eukaryota; Metazoa; Chordata; Actinopteri; Salmoniformes; Salmonidae
Product: protein naked cuticle homolog 1-like
Exons: 10
Coding region: 190-1578 (462 amino acids)
Biological process (GO): negative regulation of Wnt signaling pathway
Cellular component (GO): cytoplasm
Molecular function (GO): calcium ion binding
Source: RefSeq, a predicted model, not a curated record